Messenger RNA from Lodderomyces parapsilosis, 1644 nucleotides. RefSeq lists its product as uncharacterized. Gene Ontology annotation, biological process: transmembrane transport. Gene Ontology annotation, cellular component: membrane. The record is from RefSeq and is a predicted model, not a curated record. The transcript has a single exon. Gene Ontology annotation, molecular function: transmembrane transporter activity. The coding region runs from base 1 to 1644 and encodes 547 amino acids. NCBI's taxonomy places the organism in Eukaryota, Fungi, Ascomycota, Pichiomycetes, Serinales, Debaryomycetaceae.
AUGACUCGACAAAAUUCUACCGUAUCACUUGCAUCUAGUGAAAAAUUGAAAGGCACCAAAGAGGUAAUUGACACAAUCGAGGUAGAUUCCUCAUACGAAACCAAUCAACUAGCCAAGAACCCAUUUUUAGAUCCUAAAGUUGAAGAGUAUUAUCGUGAUUUGUACACUAAAUCAAGAUAUGAAAGUUACUCGGCAUUUGAUCCCACUUUUGAAUGGACUGAAGAGGAAGAGAAGAAGGUUAUUUGGAAAUUGAAUUGGAGAGUUGCCUUCACUGCGUGUCUUUUAUUUGUGAGCUUGCAAGUUGACAGAGGUAACUUGGCUCAAGCUGUUUCAGAUAACCUUUUGGCAGAUUUGGGAUUGAACACAAACGACUACAACACUGGUAAUACUAUCUUCCUUGUCAGUUUCUUGCUUGCCGAAGUUCCGUCACAAAUGAUUUCGAAAGCAUUGGGUCCGGAUAUCUUUAUCCCUUUUCAAAUUUGUGCUUGGAGUAUAGUUGCAAUGUCGCAGGCGGCAUUGACCAACAAAGCUGGGUUCUACAUUACAAGAUGUUUGAUCGGGGUGUUGGAAGGUGGAUUCAUUGCCGACUUGGUAUUAUGGUUGAGUUACUUUUUUACCAGUAAGGAGUUGCCUAUCAGGUUGUCAUGGUUCUGGACCACGUUGUCAUUGUGUCAAAUUGCAACUUCAUUAAUGGCGUUUGGAAUAUUGAGACUCAGAACCUGGGGAUGGCAUGGAUGGCAGUUUCUUUUCCUCAUUGAGGGAGGUUUCACUUUAGCCAUUGGAAUUGCAUCUUGGUUCUUAAUGGCGCCUAGUGCUGUACAAACUAAACGUUGGUAUAACCCCAAAGGUUGGUUCACAGAAAGAGAAGAAAAGAUUGUUGUCAAUAGAAUAUUGAGAGAUGACCCCACUAAAGGAUCAAUGAAUAAUCGUCAGCCGAUUGGUUUGAAAGGGUUGUAUCACUGUCUCAUUGACUAUGAUAUGUGGCCACUUUACAUCAUUGGUAUUGUUGCUUAUAUUGGACUGCACACAUUUCAACAAUACUUCACCUUGAUGAAUCGACACUUGGGGUUUUCAGUAUUUGAUACAAAUUUGUUAACCAUCCCAUCAACAGUCAUUCAUAUCAUAUUUUUGUUGCUCAUUACUUGGUUAUCGGAAAGAGUUAAUGAACGAAGUUUUGUAUGUACAAUUAUGCCUAUUUAUACCAUCCCGAUAAUGGGCUUGAUUAGAUGGUGGCCAGGUGCAGGCAAAGAAGCUUGGCCAACGUGGGUGUUGAAUACAUUGUAUUUGGGUCAACCUUAUAUCCAUGCCAUAUGUGUAGCUUGGGUGUCAAGAAACUCCAAUUCAGUCAGAAACAGAUCAAUUUGCUCUGCUUUAUACAAUAUGUUUGUUCAAUUGGGGAGUAUAAUUGGAAGUAAUAUCUAUCGUGAAGAUGAUAAACCAUUGUAUCAUCGAGGAAAUAUGCAAUUGUUUGCCAUUACCUUCAUUUUGUUACCGAUUUUAUUAUUGACUAAAGCAUAUUAUGUAUGGAGGAAUAAAACUAAAGACGAAAUUUGGAAUUCAAUGUCGGAGGAGGAGAGACAUAAGUAUAGGGAAACAACCACUGAUCAAGCUAACAAGAGAUUGGAUUUCAGAUUUGAUCAUUGA